GUUACCCCUCGCCCCUCCCCUUUUCUCCUCUCGCGGCACUCGACUCCUCGUGCGCAGCGCAAGUCUGCACGUUCACCAUUCUGUGGCCAGAAAUUUCACUCGCACGGCGAUUAAUUUGAGUUCCACAGACCAAGGUGCGAAUUUGAGAGUUUCCCACGGAGUUCCACCACCAAGAGAUUGGGUCUGCUUCUUUUUGUUUGCUUGCCGUCUCCCGUCCCAAGGGCGUAACUGCAUUUUAUAUGACUUUUCAUCGCCAUUUCGAAAUAUCACAAUCCAGAGGAAAAUCUGGGCGUUUACACAUAGCCCUCGAGCCAAUUUUUGGCCUAGACCCUAGGUGUAUGAUUUCAACUACGUGGGAGAACCCCAUCAGUUGUAGGACAUCAAAAUUUUCAAGUAAUAGGCACCGAAAAUUGCAGCCAUUCAGAGAAACGUGACUCGACUGAGGUCACCACCUAGUCUCCACCGCCAGCAGCAAACUGACUUUGAUUUGAAGAUUGAAAUUCUAUUGUUUAAAUCUAUUUUACUGUUAUCCACCUCCCUUGAGAGCACAUCACCCUGAAUUUUACACACGGAAGCACCCCGCCCGAUUUUCGAGCCAGCCCAAGGACGCGUUCCCAACAUCCAGCCCCACCUGCAGCGCAGCUCGGCGCCCCUGGCGACCACGUCUCCUGAUCGCACGACCACCACCGCCAUCCACCAUGGCUAUCAACGUCAACCGAAGCAACCCGGACCCCUUCUACCGGUACAAGAUGCCGAGGAUCAUGGCCAAGGUUGAGGGCAAAGGCAACGGAAUACGGACGGUCAUCGUCAACAUGAUCGACGUAGCCAAAGCUCUGGCACGACCUGCAACCUACCCAACCAAGUACUUUGGUUGCAAGCUGGGAGCCCAGACGCAGUUUGACUUCAAGAACGACCGUUUCAUUGUUAACGGCGCCCACGAGGCAGCCAAACUGCAGGACCUCCUCGACGGAUUCAUCAAGAAGUACGUCCUCUGCCCAUCCUGCGACAAUCCCGAGACAGUUCUCCUUGUCAGGAACGGCAUCAUCAACCAGACAUGCAAGGCCUGCAGCUACUACGGAACCAUCAAGAUUGACUACGGCAUCAACACCUACAUUGUCAAGAAUCCUCCUGAGAUCAAUCCAGCCAGUCAGGGCAAGUCUUUGACCGAAGGCAAGCGUGCCAAGCGCUCGUCCAAGAAACAAAAUGACGACUCGGACGAUAAGAAUGGGCGUUCAUCUCCCCCUGAUGGCGAUGAUUCCUUCAUUGAGAACGGUGAGGAAGAGGAUAAAGAGGAUGGCUAUUGGGACAGCAUUGCCGACGAACCAGUUGUUGUCAAAGAGGAGCUCACCGAAACCCUGAAGCACCUCACCAUGAAUGACGAAUGUGAGCUGAGCGAGAAAGAACGUAUUGAUCUGUUCUAUGAAGAGGUGAAGAAAUUCCGCGAUUCCAACACCCUGGAGGCCAAGCACAAGGAUCUGGAGUCCAUGGCUGACCGUCUUGAGAUCCGCGCGAAAGUUCCGCUGAUCCUUGUUGAGCUGCUCUUUGACGAGAACAUCUUGAGUCAGGGCCCAAAACAACGCAAGCUCUUCCUCCGCUUCACCCACAACAACUCAAAGGCACAAAAGUACUUGAUGGGUGGCAUUGAGCAGAUCAUCGCUCUCCACAAGAAUACCUUGAUGCCCAAGGUUGCCUACAUCUUGAAGCUGUUUUACGAACUGGACAUCUUGGAGGAGAAGGUCAUUCUGGAAUGGGCCUCCAAAGUGAGCAAGAAGUAUGUCAGCAAAGAGCUAAGCGAGGAAAUGCACCAGAAGGCAGAACCGUUUGUCAAGUGGCUGCGUGAAGCUGAGGAAGAGGAGAGCGACUCUGAAUCUGAGGAAGACGAUGAGCUUGAGAUUGAAUAUAAUGAUCGUGUGAGCUCAACCCAGCUGACCAAGGUUCAGCAGCCUCCACCUGCUAAGAAGACCGACACUUUGGAUGAUGGCGUAGAGGACAUCGACAUUGACGCUAUCUAAGCCAGCUUGCCAAUAGCAGAAAUUUUUCUCCAUCCACAUUGACCCUCCUUCCCACACAAUGCUUACUCAACAUCUAUCUGCACCCUCCAGGCACAUGAGCUACUAAUUACAAAUCAAAGAAAGCAUUUUGUUUGAUUAAAAUUGAUCGAAUCACAAGAUGAUGAUGUUGUUUGUCGGUGUUAACUGAAUUCAUUGUGAUCUUUUUACUAUGGUUAUUUGUUCCCUUGCUGGUUUCCUUUGCACAAUGUCAGUUGAAGUUAAAACAAAUUAAGAAGUAUUGUAGCAUUUAAUUAUUAUUUACUAUUACUCAUGUGCCAUUUAUUGGAAUACCGAUCAGUCCAAAAACAACACAAAUCAAUUUGAACACUAUUAUUUGCGUUCCUGCUGAGUUUGGUAGAUUUUUUGCACUUGCAAUGGCGGUUUGAUAAAAUAAGGGUAUAACAUGGGCGAGCAAACUUUCAGCUUGGAGGAAUGUGCGGUUACUAUUUUUUUAAUUUCAUAGUCUUUUGGCCUAAAUUACAGAUUUUCAUGAACCAUCUUAAUAAUAUAAACUUUCUGUAAAGCAUGAUAGCAAAACAAAAUUUAACAAAUCGCAGCUUCUAAAUAAAUUUUUUGCUUCUUUCAGAACAAAUUCCGACGAAACUAUUGGAUGUAAUUACCCAUGGUUGUAAUGAGUUACAUGGCAUAUUUAAAUAAAGGUUUAUUUCAGCAAUUAUAACAAA
Molecule: messenger RNA, 2734 nt
Organism: Neocloeon triangulifer
Lineage: Eukaryota; Metazoa; Arthropoda; Insecta; Ephemeroptera; Baetidae
Gene: eIF5
Product: eukaryotic translation initiation factor 5
Exons: 9
Coding region: 699-2012 (437 amino acids)
Biological process (GO): formation of translation preinitiation complex; translational initiation; formation of cytoplasmic translation initiation complex
Cellular component (GO): cytosol
Molecular function (GO): translation initiation factor activity; eukaryotic initiation factor eIF2 binding; GDP-dissociation inhibitor activity
Source: RefSeq, a predicted model, not a curated record